AUGAGUGGUUGUAAACUAGUGGCGACACUGAUUGAGUCGAAAGGCAAGUACAAAAAGGUGACAAAAGAAAACAUAAUUGACAAAGGGAUGUAUCAACGUUUAGUAGGAAAAAUGAUGUAUUUAUCUCAAACAAGACUUGACAUUGUGUUUUUUGUGAGCUUAGUCAGUCAAUAUAUGCAUAAUCUUUUAGAACAACACUUGGAAGCUAUGUACAGAAUCCUGCACUAUUUGAAGAAAACACCAGGGACUAGAUUAUUGUUCAAGAAGAAUGAAGAAAGAGGUGUUGAGACCUUCACAAAUGCGGAAUGGGUAGGCUCAAUUGAGGAUAGAAGGUCAACUACUGGGUAUUGUACUAAGGUUUGGGGGAACCUAGUGACUUGGAGAAGUAAGAAGCAACCAGCAGUAGCUCGAAAUAGUGUCGAAGCAGAACUUAGAGCUCUCGCUCAGUGA
Molecule: messenger RNA, 450 nt
Organism: Humulus lupulus (European hop)
Lineage: Eukaryota; Viridiplantae; Streptophyta; Magnoliopsida; Rosales; Cannabaceae
Exons: 1
Coding region: 1-450 (149 amino acids)
Source: RefSeq, a predicted model, not a curated record